Messenger RNA from Aspergillus welwitschiae, 1817 nucleotides. Its product is annotated as glycoside hydrolase family 16 protein. Lineage: Eukaryota; Fungi; Ascomycota; Eurotiomycetes; Eurotiales; Aspergillaceae. Bases 205 to 1431 code for a protein of 408 amino acids. The transcript is spliced from 3 exons. Gene Ontology annotation, biological process: carbohydrate metabolic process; fungal-type cell wall organization. Gene Ontology annotation, molecular function: hydrolase activity, hydrolyzing O-glycosyl compounds; glycosyltransferase activity. The record is from RefSeq and is a predicted model, not a curated record. Gene Ontology annotation, cellular component: fungal-type cell wall.
GCUAGAGUCUCUUAGUUACUUCACUACUAUUUAAUACAUCGAGCGUCCCCCGACUCUACCCGCCUCUUCAAUUUCAUACCCCGGACGCACACAAGCAGGAGCUUCUUCCUUCGUUUUGUCUCUUGCUAUAACCCUCGUUGUUAGCAUUGAAGAACUUUUGAUACUGUCGCUUCUGGCAUUUACCACCCCCACAGCAACAACAUCAUGUACUUCUCCAAGACUGCUGUUGCGUUGGCUGCGGUGCUGCCCUUGGCCACCGCGCAGACCUACACAGACUGUGACCCUCUCAACAAGACCUGCCCUGCUGAUACGGCUUUGAGCUCCACCACCUUCACCACUGAUUUCACCACUGGCUCUUUCAGUGGCUGGAUUGCUACCGCCAACAAUGUCACCUUUACCGAUGAGGGUGCCAACUUCGUCAUCAGCGAGAAGGGUGAAGCUCCCACCAUUGAGACCGAUUUCUACUUCUUCUUCGGCAAGGCCGAGGUUGUCAUGAAGGCCGCCAGUGGUACCGGUAUCUGCAGCAGUGUUGUCCUGGAGUCGGAUGAUCUCGACGAGAUUGACUGGGAAGCUCUUGGUGGUGACACCACUCAGAUUGAGACCAACUACUUCGGCAAGGGUGACACAUCCUCCUACGACCGUGCUACCUGGGCAACCGUGUCGACCCCCCAGGAGACCUUCCACACCUACACCGUUGAGUGGACUGAAUCUGCCACUACCUGGAGCAUCGACGGCACUGUCGUGCGCACCCUUGCCUACAGCGAUGCCCAGAGCGGUACUCGCUACCCCCAGACUCCCAUGCGCUUGAAGCUUGGUAUCUGGGCUGCUGGUGACUCCUCUGAGCCCGAGGGUACCAUCGAGUGGGCCGGUGGUGAGACUGACUACUCCGACGGUCCCUUCACCAUGACUGUCAAGUCUGUCAGCAUCACCAACUAUAACCCUGGCUCCUCCUACACCUACUCCGACAAGACCGGUGACUACACCAGCAUUGUCGUCAACAACGGUACCUCCAGCUCUAGCGUCAGCUCCACCACCGGCUCGACCUCCAGCUCUACCUCCAGCUCCACCAGCUCCUCCUCCAGCUCUACCUCCAGCUCUGGCUCUACCUCCAGCUCUGGCUCUACCUCCAGCUCUGGCUCUACCUCCAGCUCUGGCUCUACCUCCAGCUCCGGCUCCAGCACCAGCUCUGGCUCCAGCACCAGCGCCUCCAGCGCCGCUGCCGCCGGCUCGUCCUCUGCCCUCAUUGGCUCUGGCUCCAGCACCAGCAGCGGCUCCUCCGCCGCUGGCUCUGGCGCCGCCUCUGCUUCGGGCUCCGCCUCUGCUUCCUCCAGCGCUAGUGCCAGCGCCUCCCCCGUCUACACCGGUGCUGCCACCCAGGUCGGCGCCUCCACCAGUGUUCUCUUCGCUGGUCUCCUCGCCGCCCUUUUGUAAAUUUACCCCUCCUCAUCUUCGACGAUAUGAUCAUUAUCAGUCCUUGAUGCAACCUUUUCACUUCUCUUUCUGGGUCGUUUGGAAACUUACGCCCACCCUUUCCCCUGCUUUCACUGCAUAGCUUAUUUGGAACCGUUGGAAGUACAUAUUAUCUGAGAGGAGUUGUCUGUUGGCGUUCCUCACCCCCACCGGCCAUCAGACAGAAAGUCUUUCCUGCUACUACCCUAUCACAAUACUAUUGCUACUAUUAUUGCCGUUGGUCUAUCUCGGAUUGAAUCUCUUGCUGACUUGUUCGCUCUUCUACGCGUCGAUAUUAACGAAAUGGGUCUUCUUUUUUGUCUUUCCCCGGACGUUCCUUUGCUGGAAAAAAUCAAAGACUUAAUUAG